AAAAAUACAGUGCUUAUAACCAUGACAUGACCUAUUGAAAAUGUUAUUGAUCAAACAUUCCAGGCUCACAACCACUCACUCAGCCAGUUGCAUUAAUUACAUGCAUCAUGGAUGCAUCUAUCCCAGUUUUUGAGAAGCCCCACCCUCGCCUAAGUGUCCUAGACUGGACGAGGAACAUCCAAAAACUGCAGAAUGAGGCGAGAGUGCGUCGUUUAGAGUCCUAUGAGUUGAGAAAUAGGGCGAAUCAGUUAAGGAACGAGACUUCGGUCACCACGCGAUGGGAUAAUUACGUUAAUAAUGAGCUGUUGAGGGAUAGAAUAUUCCUCGUAGACUCCUUCCGCGAGAAGCAGCGUUUCACCAGCGAGAUGGUUCGCGACGAAAUCCGCGCUCUAAAAGAAGAGAAGAACGCCACAGAGCUUAAUUUGGAGUCCCUACAGGUCCCGCUUAUGGUGUCUUCGCAGUGCUUAUCGAAUAGGGACCAGAGGGUGCCGCCGGAGCUUACCAGGGACCAGUUAGGGGAAGAACUGAAUAAGGAACUCCACAUAAUUGAGAACAGCAAACGCACACUAACAGACGUAUGCCACAUGGGUUGGGAAAAGCUGAAGGAACUAAACAACGUCCUCUGUCGGCUAGAACGAGAAAUAAGGAAUAAAGAGGAAACUCUCGACUUGGAGAAUCAUGUGAAGCAUUUAGAUAGGAACAGCUCUGAUAUAUCAUAUAAGUUAGAGCCUACGAGGAUACCGGCUGAGUCAAUGACCGAAGAGAGUUACGUGAAUUGCAUAGAAAAUACGGUUCAGAUAGCCGAGCAGCUGAUGGCAGAGUCAAAGGCUCUGCGUGCCACAAUGUUCAAAAGCAGGGAACAGGCGCGCAACCAGAUGUAUGCUCAGUCUCAAGAGGUGGAAAUGAUAAUGCGAAGACGCGUUUACGACCAGCAGAGAGCGAGAAACGAGAUGGAGUGGCAGAAAUACAAGCUGGAAAGCAACCUAGCAAAAUUGGACCGUGAAAUUGAAUCACUUCGCGCGGCCGUGGCCGACAAAAUCAACCCCACCAAACUUGUGGAAACUCGCUUGGAGAUGAGAAUGAAAAGACCAGUGUUAGAAAGAGUUCAGGAUAUACCGAUGCGUGGGCUGAUGGAGGAGUAUGAAAGAGUUCAUAUGAGCUCAAAUAUGCUCGAGAAAAAAUUGGAAGAUGCUUUAACAACAUACCACGGAAUGUACAACCACCACCAACGAGUGACCAAGGACCUUCAGUACAAGAACCAAGCUCUAGAGACAGAUCGCCGUCUCAUCGAGAUACGGAAACCGAUUCAUGGCCCCGAUGAGACAGAGUUUAAGAGGAACGUGGGAUACUGUCAUAUGAAAGACGAGUUGGUACCGGAAUAACAGGUUUACUGGUACCGAUAGUAGGUUGAUGUAAAUUGUGUACCGGUAUUAACGUUUCCUAUUAUGCAGGUAGCACCGAUUAGUUUGGAGGUACCUAUUUAUUAAAACCGGUAAAAUAAGUACACUAAUAGAUACUAAGACUUAGACACCAGUGGCCUAUUUUAUAAAGCUACAAGUUACAAUUUACAACCGGAAGUCUCUUUCUAACCCCUUGUAGCUUUAUAAAAUAGGCCACAGAUGUUUUUAGAUAACAUUUAUAUUAAGCUCAAUUGAGCGAUUUCUUCCUAUAAUCAUUUCGGAAUACCGGUACCGUGGGUCGGAAUCGGUAACCUUUAAAAAAUAAUUACAUAUACACUUGUCACAGAAUUAUAAUAAUAUUAUGAGUUUUUAUCGGUAAAGUAACAAGACAAAUCAAAUCAUUUUUUUUAUCACUAACAU
Molecule: messenger RNA, 1820 nt
Organism: Cydia fagiglandana
Lineage: Eukaryota; Metazoa; Arthropoda; Insecta; Lepidoptera; Tortricidae
Product: tektin-B1-like
Exons: 8
Coding region: 108-1382 (424 amino acids)
Biological process (GO): cilium movement involved in cell motility; cilium assembly
Cellular component (GO): nucleus; microtubule cytoskeleton
Source: RefSeq, a predicted model, not a curated record